Penicillium salamii is the source of this 2463-nucleotide messenger RNA. The record is from the annotation of a GenBank genome assembly. NCBI's taxonomy places the organism in Eukaryota, Fungi, Ascomycota, Eurotiomycetes, Eurotiales, Aspergillaceae.
AUGACUCUAACCCGCUCCCAGACGGGGAAGACCCCCAAGAAAAUGGACCGCCCUGGUUUUAUCGAGACUCCCGGCCGUCGUGCUACCCGCAACAGCUCCGUCGUCGAUGGCAGCGAGAACGAGGGCUCCAAUUCCCCCUCCGAAGGGUCCAAGUCGUCCACCCGUCGGCGCGUGUCUGAAAAGGUCAAGGUGGAGGAUGCGCCGGUGAAGGUGGAGGUCAAUGGCAAGACCGCGACCCCCAAGAAGCCGUCCAAGUCGCGCAUGGUGGAUGGUUGGGAGCCCGGUCUGGAUCCCAAGAUCGACUACAGCGGUCACUAUGAAUUUGGUGGCUCGUGCGGUGUGCUCGCCAUGAUGAUCGGCUUCCCAAUGCUCAUGUACUACAUGUGGAUUGGCGCCACUUAUUAUGAGGGCAAAUUCCCUCGUCCCGCGGAGGGCGAGAGCUACGGCGACUUUUUCGCACACUUGGUAAACUUGGUCUACACUGGCGCGUUCCCUUCCUUGAAGGCGUGGACUAUCUAUUGGGUUUUCUUCAUCUUCGAGGGUGCCUGCUACGUGCUGCUUCCCGGUGUGAGCGUGUCCGGUCGUCCCCUGCCGCACAUGGGUGGCAAGCAACUGCCCUACUAUUGCUCUGCUGUGUGGUCUUUCUACACCAGCAUUAUUUUGGCCCUGGUUGCGCACGUCACUGGACUCUUCAAGCUGUACACCAUCAUUGACGAAUUUGGCCCCUUGCUGAGCGUUGCUAUUAUCUCGGGAUUCAUUGUCUCUUUCGUCGCCUACUUCUCGGCUUUGGCGCGUGGUGCCCAGCACCGCAUGACCGGCUACCCUAUCUACGACUUCUUCAUGGGUGCCGAGCUGAACCCCCGUAUGUUCAACAUCCUGGAUUUCAAGAUGUUCUUCGAGGUUCGCCUUCCUUGGUAUAUUCUGUUGUUCCUGUCCAUGGGUGCUGCCGCUCGUCAGUGGGAGAUUUAUGGCUACGUGUCUGGCGAAGUCAUGUUCCUUGUCAUGGCUCACUUCCUUUACGCCAAUGCCUGCUCCAAGGGUGAGGAGUGCAUUGUGUCCACUUGGGAUAUGUACUACGAGAAGUGGGGUUUCAUGUUGAUUUUCUGGAACUUGGCCGGUGUGCCUCUCAGUUACUGCCACUGCACUAUUUACUUGGCCAACCACGACCCCGCUGAAUACCGCUGGAACCGUGUCUUCCUUGCAUUCCUCUACAUUGCCUACCUGUUCGUCUACUGGGUGUGGGAUACCACCAACAGCCAGAAGAACCGUUUCCGCCAGCAGGAGCGUGGCACCAUGGUGGCCCGCAACACCUUCCCCCAGCUGCCCUGGCAAACCGUGAAGAACCCCAAGACUCUGACUGCCGCCGAUGGCUCCAAGAUUCUUGUGGAUGGGUGGUAUGGCAAGGCCCGCAAGAUCCACUACUCGUGCGAUCUGUACUUCGCUCUGAACUGGGGUUUGAUUACCGGCUUCUCCAGCCCCUUCCCCUGGUUCUACCCGCUCUUCUUCGCUUGCAUGAUCAGCCACCGCGCUCUUCGUGAUAUCCAGCGUUGUCGCACCAAGUACGGUGAGACUUGGCUCGAGUAUGAGCGCCAGGUGCCUUACCUGUUCAUUCCUUCUUACCACGAUGUGCCCACCACGGCAGAUGGCCAGGGGACCAUGCGUAUCUAUGUCUUCCACCCAACCAUUCCAGGCUACCCGAAAGCCCGCUUCCCCGGAGUAGUCGUCUUCAGCGAGAUCUACCAAGUCACUGGUCCCGUUGCCCGCUUCGCCCGCCAGAUCGCCGGCCAGGGCUACAUCUGCGCAGCACCCUCCAGCUACCAUGAAUUCACGGGUCCCGAAGCACUCAAGUAUGACGCAGAGGAUACGGAUAAGGGAAAUGCAUGGAAGAUCGGCAAGAAAUUGGCGGCUUACGACGAAGACGCCAGCUUGAGUGUGGACUAUCUUCUGUCCCUGCCCACAUGCAAUGGCCGUGUCGGUGCUACCGGUAUGUGUCUUGGGGGUCAUUUGGCCUAUCGCUGUGCCUUGGAUGCCCGGGUCAAGGCUAGUGUGUGUUACUUUGCCACGGAUAUUCACAGCAGAACCCUCGCCCUGGGUAAGAAUGAUGACAGUCUUGCGCGGGCGGGUGAUAUCAAGGGAGAGAUGUUGAUGAUCUUCGGUAAAAAUGAUAACCAUGUUCCGCCCGAGGGACGUGAUCUGAUUCGCAAGACCCUGCAUGAGAAGGGGGUCUUGUUUGGCUUCUACGAGGCUGCCUGGGCUCAGCGUGAGUUUCCCUUGGACUUGGUCUGGAGUCAAUGGCUAAUGCAACUAGAUGCCUUUAUUCGCGAUGAACUCAGCAAGGGUCGUUAUGAUCCGGCUAUUACCAAGGUUUGCUUUGAGAUGUUGCUCGAGCUGUUUGGUCGCACGCUCAAGUUGGACUUGGGGGAGCAUGACGGUCAAAAGCAGGUUAUUGAGGAUGUGUGUUAG